CUCUCUCUCUCUCUCUCUCUCUCUCUUAAUUUCCGUCUCUCUCUGAAUCCGUCACUCACUCAACUCACACGUGGGAAUGGCUCUGGCACUGCUGUCUGCAACAAGAGGAUGACCAGUCCGUCUAACACUUUUUCAGGAGUGUAACUUCUGUCAUUCUGGAAGUGCUUCGACCGGACAGCUAACACGUUCAUUCAUUUGGAAAAACCUGAGCUCACAACCCUCAUUUCUUAGAGACUCCAGGGGGGGUCUUCAAUGUUGUCCCCCUGGGUGCAUGUGUGUGUGAGGGGGGCAAGAGCGCCGGACGGCACAAAGGGAGGAGCAGGAUCGGUGGAGUUAAAACUCACGGAUGCCUGACUGAUUGUGCUCUCCCCUCAGGACUUUCCAGCAGCAGCAGCAGCGGCAGUCUCAUCCAAAGCCUUCAGUGAGCCACAGCCACUCUGGAGUACCAGGGAGGAUGUUCCUAUGGGCUGGAGCCAAAGGACCUCAGAGAUCAGGACACGAGGGAAGGGUUUACCAAAAGAUCCAGUAUGACGUCUUGGAAAAGAGGAAGACGGUGACGGCGCUGAAGGCAGGCGAGGACCGAGCCAUCCUGCUGGGCCUGAGCAUGAUCCUCUUCUCCGUCAUGAUGUACUUUGUCCUGGGAAUAACCAUGAUGCGUUCCUACGCAGACAGCGUGUGGACGGAAGAGUCCAGCUGCACCGUGCUCAACUCGUCGGUCGUGGCGGAGAUUAACUGCACCUACAGCUGCGGCUCCGAGUGCUGGAAGAGUUCCAGGUAUCCGUGCCUACAGGUGUUCGUCAGUCUCAACGCAUCCGGCCGAGUGCUCCGUCUCUCCCACAACGAAGAGGCUCAGGACUCAAACCCCGAGUGUUUCUACGUUCCCAAAUGCCGUAAGGACUCCACCGCCAUGUACUCGAUGGUCCUAAACAUCUCGGAGAGACUCAAGCUGCACCAGCAGGUCCCCUGCCACUACGCCCCAGGAGAGCGGCAGGACAGCGCGCUGCUGACCCGACUCUACGGCCCCGGGGCCAUCUUCCACUCCCUCUUCUGGCCCUCGUGCACGCUCGUCGGGGGCACGCUCAUCAUCGCCAUGGUGAAACUCACGCAGUACCUGUCCAUGCUGUGUGAGCAAAUCGGUCGGAUCAAAAGGCUUGGUCUCUCCCUCUUCGAAGCCGCGCGCCACAGAGGGAGAGCUGCUUCCGUCUCCAGCCAGAGGCACGGUGCGCCGGUCCUGGAUACAGUCUGACAGCUGCUGUGUGUCCAGGGGCAGAGUUGACCUCCCAAAUCAGCACUCUUCAGAGGACCCCCCCC
Molecule: messenger RNA, 1311 nt
Organism: Clupea harengus (Atlantic herring)
Lineage: Eukaryota; Metazoa; Chordata; Actinopteri; Clupeiformes; Clupeidae
Gene: s100p
Product: calcium-activated potassium channel subunit beta-2
Exons: 5
Coding region: 455-1246 (263 amino acids)
Biological process (GO): potassium ion transport; detection of calcium ion
Cellular component (GO): membrane; voltage-gated potassium channel complex
Molecular function (GO): calcium-activated potassium channel activity; potassium channel regulator activity
Source: RefSeq, a predicted model, not a curated record